Molecule: messenger RNA, 1182 nt
Organism: Cryptococcus wingfieldii CBS 7118
Lineage: Eukaryota; Fungi; Basidiomycota; Tremellomycetes; Tremellales; Cryptococcaceae
Product: ran GTPase-activating protein 1
Exons: 4
Coding region: 1-1182 (393 amino acids)
Biological process (GO): nucleocytoplasmic transport; activation of GTPase activity
Cellular component (GO): nucleus; cytosol; perinuclear region of cytoplasm
Molecular function (GO): small GTPase binding; GTPase activator activity
Source: RefSeq, a predicted model, not a curated record
AUGUCCAAGUCAUUCUCCAUUCUCGGCAAGAAUAUCAAAGCCAACUCUCCCGCCGACCUCGAGCCAUACCUUUCAGAGCUUCGCGCGAUGGAAGAUGUGGAGGAGGUGCACUUUGGAGGAAAUAGUCUCGGUGUCGAGGCUUGUGAGGCUGUUGCUGAAGCAUUGAAAGGAAAGAACAACCUCAGGAUUGCCGACUUUGCAGACAUCUUUACCGGCCGUCUGAUCUCUGAAAUCCCCCAAGCCCUCUCCCACCUCCUCUCAGCCCUCUCCUCCGUCACCUCGCUAGUCGAGCUCGAUCUCUGUGAUAACGCCUUCGGCGGCCGUCUGGCCGAGACCCUCGUCCCCUUCCUCUCCUCCCACACCCACUUCUCCGUGCUCAAACUCAACAACAACGGUAUGGGCCCUGCCGGUGGCGCUGAAAUCGCCAAGGCCUUGAAGCAGAAUGCCGAAAAGUGCAAGGAAGAGGGUAAAGAGGCGAGUUUGAGGGUGAUUGUCUGUGGAAGGAACCGUUUAGAGAAUGGCUCUGCCCCUUCUUGGGCAGAGGCUUUCAGGGCGCACCCUGGUCUGAGAGAGGUCAGGAUGCCGCAGAACGGUAUCCGUAUGGAAGGUAUCCAGGCCAUCGCCGAGGGACUGACAGGGUGCAAGUCCCUCGAACACCUCGAUCUUCAAGAUAACACUGCCACGAAAUCCGGCACCCGCGCUAUCGUAAAGUCUCUCCCGUCUUGGCCCUCGCUCAAGCACCUCAACCUUUCCGACUGUCUCCUCGGCAAGGCCGGGGGUAUUGCUUUGACCACUUCCCUCAGGGACGGAUCGAACCCCAAGCUUGAAAGCUUGAAGCUGCAGUAUGGCGAGAUGGACGGCACGUCUGUUGACAUUCUGGCCGAGGCUAUUGCCCAGCACCUCGAAAACCUCGAGGUGCUCGAGUUGAAUGGCAACAGGUUUGCGGAAGAGGACGAGUGUGUGGAGAGGCUCAAGAAGGCGUUAGAGGAAAGAGGCCACGAGGACGCCCUCGACGAGUUGGACGACAUGGAAGAGCCCGAGUCUGACGAAGAGGAGAGCGAAGAGGAAGGCGACGGUGUCGAUGAUGGAGAGUCUGAUGAUGGCAAGAUUCCUGCUGUCUCUGACAAGCAGACUGACGACCUGGCCGAUCUCCUUGAAAAGGUGCACGUCGAGAACAAGUAG